AUGCCUACCACAACCUUCUCAACGUCAAACCAACAGCAACAGCAAGAGCAAUUCCACUCACCCACCACCUCCUCCUCCACCGCCACCACCGUCACCCCUCCGUCUUCCCCCCCAGAAUCCAACGACCCCUCCACCGCCCUCUUCGCCUACCUCUCCACCCCCUCCACCUCCUUCACCUCCCCGCUGGAAGAUCUCCACACCUCCAUCCUAGGCUACCUCCAGCGCUCCGGCUGGACGGAACGUGUGCGCGGGCUCGCACUCGAACUCCUUCGCGCAGGACACUGUGACCGCUUCGAAGAGGUCGUCGAUACAGUCGUUGCACUUGCCUCGAGUAGCGAGGAUGUCUCUGUGUUGUCCUUGGCGAAAGGGAGGAAACGGAAGAGAAAGGAGCAGAUGAAGGCCAGGGCUAAGGCUAGGAUUGUUGAGGAUAGUGCUACUGCUGUUGGUGCUGGGAUGGCAGCUAAGGGAAAUGGAGAGAAUAGUGAUUUGGUGGAUGAACAGACUGAGGAUGGGGUUGGGGUUGAUAAUACUGAAGAGGAAGACAGUGCUGGCGGGGAUGCGUUUCCGGAUAUCCGCAUCCCGCAAUUUGUCGUGGUGGAGGGUGUCAAGAUGCUGCAUGAAGCGUUGCAUGAGGUAUUUGUUGUGGAAGGAGGAGAUGCAGAGACGGAUUCUACUCCCACCGCCACAACUACUGGUGGAAAUGAUAGCGGAAUUGGCAAUGGAGAAACGAGCGACCAACAGGAGACAUCAUUAUCAUCAUCAUCACCAUCAUCAUCAUCAUCACCAUCACCAUCAUCAUCAUCAUCAUCAUCAUCAUCAUCAUCAUCAUCAUCAUCAUCAUCAUCAUCAUCAUCAUCAUCAUCAUCAUCAUCAUCAUCAUCAGCAGCAGCAGCAGCAGCAGCAGCAGCAGCAGCGACAACAACAUCAACUACGAUUUCAUCAUCAAACCAAAAUGGUAUCUUUAAUACCAAUGGCACCACAGCAUCCUCCAAAAAGCUGCCGCCUCCUUCACUGAAAACAGACAGCAAGAGUGGUGAAUCCAAGUUCACCGCUAAGAACAAGUUACAAGAGAACGGCGACGGGAAGCCUGAGAAGAGGGUGAAGAAAGCGUGA
Molecule: messenger RNA, 1113 nt
Organism: Paracoccidioides lutzii Pb01
Exons: 1
Coding region: 1-1113 (370 amino acids)
Source: RefSeq, a predicted model, not a curated record